This is a messenger RNA of Megalobrama amblycephala (Wuchang bream), 2466 nucleotides long. RefSeq names its product pleckstrin homology-like domain, family B, member 3 (gene phldb3). The coding region runs from base 301 to 2112 and encodes 603 amino acids. Lineage: Eukaryota; Metazoa; Chordata; Actinopteri; Cypriniformes; Xenocyprididae. The transcript has 16 exons. The record is from RefSeq and is a predicted model, not a curated record.
UUGAAACGCGGCCAGUGACUCGCUGAAACUAACUCUCUCUCUCGCUCUACAACGGCUGAGUGAAAGUUGGAAAUCCCGCUGGCAUUAUCGUUUCUUGUCGCUUCACAUGUUACGGGAAAAGCCUGUUUAAAUCCCCAGCACGGAGUUUACUCAUCACUGUUGUCUCGGUAUUUUUUUUAUAAACAAGGACCGUUGAAGGAUUUGAGGCGGAAGUUCUGGACAGGUAUGAUCGUUUGAGCAGUCGGAGUGAGGAAUGCUGUCCUGAGAAGAGCUUUACGCCAGAAACGGCUUUGUACAGACAUGCCCAGACACAAUAUGGAUACACAGAGGAGCCAGUGGGAGCCUGUCCAAAGAUCCCCGUGGAUCAUGCGAGUGGCUGUGGAGCAAAGCCCCGCCUCUUCGGGGGCGGAGUCAGACACAGAGGGCAGCAGCACAGAGAGCGAACAGUAUCGGGUCAAACAAGUAGACGGAGACUCAGCAAAGCACCUGAUGUCACCCUCGCUGCUGCAGCAGCGCAUCACAGAGCUCGACCAGCAGAGGGAGGAGCUGAAAAUAGAGCUGCAGCUGGAGGUCGCCCUGCUGCGAGGGGAACUGCAAGCAGAGCAGGAGCGACUGUGCAGAUACACAGAUCAGCUGCAGGUGUUGCAAGAGAAGGACAGUCAAAGAAAGAGUCAGCGCUUGGCCAACAGACAGAAGGAGCGUGUUAAGCUGGAGGAGCAGCGUCUUAAGGUGGAGAAGAUGAAGAGGAAGUGUGAGGAGAUGGAGAAACAGAUUCCUUCACAGCCAGAAGACCAGCGGGAGCAGAUGCUGCUUCGGCUGCAACAGGACAAAGAUGCGCUGGAAGCCACAGUGCGAACAUUUGAAGACAUGGAGUUUCACAUUCUUGAACUGGAAAGUGGAGUAGAAGAUGAGCGAGAAGGAGAGAACGGAGAGAGCGAAACGGUCAUAGAACGAGAGAUAACCAGAGUACAGCACACACGUAACACAUCUCAGGAACGAGUCCAGCAACUAGAAAACCAACUGAAGGAAAUGGAACAAGAAAAGGAUAAAUCUUUGAAUUCCCUCAGGCAAGAGAGAAAAGAGCUGCUCCACAAGUCUCAGAGGAUUUUGAAAGAGAAGAAGCCGCUGACUGAUUGGUCCAACAUCACCGGAUCCACCCCCUGCAUGAUGUCACUCAGCCCUCUGACCAUUCACAAAGCAGCACAGGAAUCAUUGAAGGAGACGUCCAGUUUACCCCGCAGACGGAGCUCGCAUAGGAAAGUCUCAGAUAGACCUCUCUCUGCGCAAGUGUUGGUGCGAAUGACUCCAGACAGACAAACCUCAGAGGCUUUGUCACCUCGCCUUCCUCAUCCCACCCACAGACUGAGUAAUGGACAUUGUAAUGGGCUGAGAUCAGCGCAGAGCGAUGGGAACGGCUCUCACGCACCAUGCAACAGUGCCAACACCUCCCGCGCACCCAGCCCUCAGAGCCUCUUGGAUUUGGUUGAGAUCGAACGGAAACUCAGAGAGGCCAAAGCAGAGCGGGAACGUCUGCUGAAAGAGAGAGAGGAGCGUCAGCGGCUGUUGGCAGAGCAACACAGACAGAAGGAGCUGCAAUCUUUAAAAAUACAGAUGGAUGCAUCAAAACUAGAGCCACAUGCUGAGGAGCGGCUGCAAACGGACUCACCGCACAGGACACUGGAGCAGGGUGUCCCGCUUUCUCUGACGGCGAACUUUGACCUGCGCGCUCACGUGGAGUCUCUGGGUCACAACGUGACGGGGUGCAUGGGAGUUAAUUUGUCUCCCCGGCGGUGUGGCGGCUUUCUAACCAAGCGUGGAGGUCGAGUGAAGACGUGGAGGAGGAGGUGGUUUAUCUUUGAUCUGGACCACCAAAGACUGGCAUACUACACCGAGCUAGAUGAGAAGAAACUCAAAGGAGUCAUUUACUUUCAGGCCAUCGAGGAGGUUUAUUACGAUCAUCUACGAACAGCUACAACAUCUCCGCGGCCCAGUCUCACCUUCUGUGUGAAAACAUACGAGCGGCUCUUUUUCCUCGUGGCCCACAGCGCUGAAGCCAUGAGAAUCUGGAUGGACGUUAUUGUGACUGCGACAGAUGAACACAGUAGAUACUGAUGAACACAUGAUGAGACCUGUAGAUGAGAUCGCUCAGGGAUUUUAAUGGAUGCCACAACACAAGAUGAAAGUGAAAGUCAGCGGAGUGGACCGUAGGAGCAAAGGACACUGGUAUACGGUGUAUAAACACUCAUAAACAGGUGGUCAGUACUGAAAUUGACCUUCAGUAGGUUUGUGUUUUGCUGCCAUCUGCUGUUACACUAACAGAGCACAUCACACACCUCACUCGUGGAGGGUGAAUUUGUGUUAUGUUUCUUACACAUUAUUUAUUAUUGUUACAUAUUCAUUUUUGUCUUUUGAAAUUUUGGGGUAAAAAUCCUGCAAAGUGUUAAUAAACAUUUACAUUCCAAACAA